CGUGACUGCCACCGGACGGCUGUCUGUAGAAAGUGCAGGGAAACGUGCCACAUAGUAACACACACACACACACACGCAGCCAUGCAGGCAGCUCAACCCGGACCAGAAGCAGCAGCAGAAAUGUAAAGAUGGAUUAAAAAAUUAUGUGCCUCGGCUGCCGUCGUCAACAUGUUCCCGGGAGUUUUCUAUGCAUUGCUGGCGGGUUUCCUCGGGGCCGUGGCGUCGUCGUCGGCCAAACUGUCCCUCGGAGCCGACUAUUUGAAGGGAGUCUGUGAAACCGGACUCCGGACGUGGGGAGAGCAGCGGAAAUUUAGACAAGCGGACGAAACUACCGCCUGUGACCGGCUCCAUAUCCCUCUGAGGCUGCUGUGUGGCGGGCUGCUUUUCACCUGCAAUGCUGUGAUGUGGACCUUCCUGGCCAAAGCACUCAGGUACUCCUCUUCCUCCACCCGAACCACUGUGACCACUACCGCCUCCAACUUCAUAUCUUCCGCUUUCCUGGGGCAGCUGAUCUUUGGUGAGCCUCAGAUAAUGUUGUGGUGGGUUGGGAUCUCCCUAACAUUUUCUGGUCUGCUAGUACUGCAGAGGAUUUCACCACAGGAUGGACGUCAGAACGCAGGCACCAAGGAUGAAUAAUAUGUCUUGUCUCCACUAGCUCCAGCUGGCACUGGUAUGUGGUGUGUUUUGGUCUCCAUCUCCUCCAAUUUUAACUAAUCUAGCCAAAUAAUAGUGAAAUGGUAAUGUUAAGUAUAUCUGGUCUAUUUUUUUCUUACACAAAAGCGUAUUUACUUAAUUAAAACCCAUGUUCUGCUCUACAGUGAAAAAACAAGUAGAAUUAACUUUGUUUCCAUGUAGGCUGACAAACACUGCUGGCUCAGCUGUGGUGCAGCCCUCUUUAGGCCUGUACUAAAAUCAGAGGAGGUGCUGGCCUUCAGCCAGUCUAACCGUGGCACAACUACAGGCCACAGCCUGGCUAGUGGAGACAAGCAAAUGGAUGCCCGUGUCUGAAGAUCUAAAAUCAUCUCUGUUCACAGGCUUACAGUGACGCAAAAAUUACAACAGCACAACAACUCAUGAGCUGACAGAAGAGAUGUGAGGGAAGGGAAGAGACUAAAAGGAAUAAUUCAACAUUUUGGGAAUUUCUCUGAUUUGCUUUUCUUGCUGAGAGUUAGAUGAACCAGCGGCUGAUUAGCUGUUCCAUCCUGUUUCCAGUCUGUAUGCUAAGACGGACACACAAGAGUGAUGGUGUUCAUCUCAUUUAAAGCUGGGGUUGGUAAAUUUGGAAAACAAACAAGAGAAUUGUUUUGAAAGUAUUCAACCUAAACACACACACUCACUUCAGCCCCUCUUCUUAAGCCACUCCUUCGAAACAUCUAAAUGCAUACUGACUGACUUCACUACUCUAACAGCCGUAGUUGCGAGGUAUGUGUUAGCGGCGAGUGUGCCAUGUUUAACAAGCUCUUGUAGCAUUUAUAUUCUAAUAAAUACAGAUAUAAUCACUCUAUUAAAUCUCACACAAUCAUAUAAAAACUAGCUAAAUAGCAGUCACGAGUGUAGCUCUGUCCAAAAAGGCUACCCGACCUGGCAGUUAAUGUUCACUGCUGUAUGUUAGCUGUGUUUGCCACUGAACAGCUGUUGCUACCUAAAGCUAACUUCACUGUGAUUGUGAAAGUGCAGCACAUCAUUGUAACAAUAUCCAACUACCUCAGGUCUCAUUCACAUGUAAGGAAACAAAUGAAGUAAACGACAAAUAUGGCUACUCGCAGGUGUCAGGCUAGCAUGUUUUGGGGAAGUUUGGCUGCACUUUCUCUGCCUUUCUUGUGCAACCACAUCGCUGAAAGCUUUAGCAAUGUAAUCAGCCUUGCUUUGUGCAAGACGCAAUGAUGUGCAAUGAAGACACAGGCAGUGUGUGCGCAAGUAGGCAGGUAUGUUGAUAGGCAGGCAGGUAGGUUGAUGUAUUUAGUACAAUCCAAGAACAACCACAGACACCAGGGUUUUUUUCUUUUGUCAUUUUGUAAGAGUAUUAGAUUUAUUCAUUGCUGGCAAAAAGAAAUACAUUACCAACCCUGCCUUUAACAUUCAGCAAAAGAAAGUGCAUUUUUCAAAAUGUUGAACUAAUUCUUUAAAGUAAAAGUCAGAUAAUACAUUAAAUGUAUAAUUCAAGAACCUGUGUGGAUAUUGACAGACUUUUGGGUUUUGUCCAUGAGCAAUGGACAAAUAGCAUCAUUGGCUAUGCGCAUGAUGUCACCAUUAAUCAGCCUGUACUGUGCAUUAUGUAUUGCAGCCAUCAGAUCACCAAAGCUUUCUUAAUUCUCACAUUUCCUUAAGUUACUAUAACAUUCACUAUAAACACUGACAUUGCAUUUUAUGCAUGUUCAAGGCAUCUUAUAUAUGAAGCACUUAGCUAACGAGGUGUACUCGUACUUUCACAAGUAAUAAUAUUAAUGUAGCGCUGAAAGGCUCAUCCCUGGUGAGAAUUUGCUCUCCGCCUGUGUCUUUGUUUUACGUUUGUAUUUGCCUUUCUUGAUAGCUUUGAACCAUAACCUCAACAUAUGGGCAUGACGCUUGUUUUUUCAGGCAGCUGGUCUUCCAUUUCAUGAUAGAUGUGCACAUGUUCCUACCAAGGCCUGAGCUCAAAUAUCUCACACCAAAGCAUCCUGGACAUCAGACUAUGUCAAAGUGGUGUCCCUGUGAGCUGCUUCGCCUCAUUUAAGUCAAAAUCUUGUGACUUCAGCGGCCAAACCGUCUCUCCAGCAAAAGAGACAUCCCUUGGCCUCUUGAUUGCCUGCUGAGUUUUAUGUGCCCUGCAUUUGCAAUCUUUUAUAAUUCUGUUGCACGUCAUGAAUAUCAGUCUAUCACCCUAUAAUCUCUCGGGGUUUCAUAGACACCUGGCUUCAUUUAAAGCUUCCCUCUACAUCCCUGAAGUUGUCAGUGAGAGUGCGAUAGCAUUAUACUUCCUUUAAAUCUCAUAACACUGUGAUGUGUGUAACAGCGAGGGAGCUUUGAGCAUUAAUAAUUUAGCCUGGAAAAUGGCAAUAUAUGCUACUGGAGGGACAUUUCUGUCAGCAUAAAUCAGCUAAGUCAAUAUACUGUAAUACACAGGAAUUUGCCUGAAUAUGACAUGAAGGGUUGCUUUAUUGAACAGUAUUUUAAGGUCACACUUUGCUGUUUGGAUACAUAUCAUAAUGUAAAUGUAUAACAGUAUAAAUAUAAUACCUGUCUGUAAUAUCUCACAGCAGCAAUGCACAAAUAUGUCAGAUGUCCUUCCAACCAACUGCUGCUGUGCAGGAUUUGUAUGAUGUGAUUUACAUGCAUCCCUAUUAAUGUGACUGCACUGAAAAUGUGAAUUUAUAGCUCAUAUACUUAAGGCCGGCUGAGUUAUGUUUCAUAACAGGACUGUACUCACCAUCACAGGAUUUUUCAGCAGAGGAGAUCACUCAUAGUCACGAAGUCAGAGGUUUGUGCCUCUACAUUUUUAAAUCCUGGACGUGUUUGCAUUAAAUUCAAAGAAUUACACAUUUUGGAAAAUUAUGCUUAUUAGUUAUCUUCCCAAGAGUUGGAUGAGAAGAUUACACUACUUUCACGUCUGUAUGAUAAAUAUGAAGCUGGAGCACGACACGUGAGCUAUAUGCUUUAGCAUAUAGCAAACAUUUAGCUCAUGGGCUAACAGACAAGAUGGGAAGGCAGGAAGUGACUUAAAGGAAAUGGGGGAAAAGGGGUGUUAGCUUGCCAAGAGUUUCAUAAAGAAAAAAAUAUACCAGUCUAAAUUCUAUCAGAGUAAUAUGAAACUGAAGCUAGCAGCCGGUUAUCUUAGCUUAGCACAAAGGCUGAAAACAUGGUAAAACAGCUAGCAUGUCUCUUUCCAAAGGUAACAAGCUCCACAUAGUGGUAUGUCUAAAGCUCACUAACUGACUGGUGAGUCUAGCUUCAUAUAUACUUGACAGAAAUGAGAGAAAUAUAAAGCUGACUUGAGGCAUUUGAAGCAAACAAGAGAGACUGGCCAAAGAAUAGUUAAAUAGUUAAUUUUUAGAGGGAGUUAUGCAUGUAAUAUAAUAAUGACAAAUAACCUGUUAAUCAGUUAGCUUUAGAGGUGCUGGUAGAUAGAUUUUAUUGCUUUCAGACAGAGCCAGACUAGCUGUUUCUCCCUGUUCCCAGUCUUUAUGCUAAGCUAAGCUAACUUGCUGCUGGUUGUAGCUUCAUAUUUAAUGAAUUAGAGUAUCUUCUCGUCUGACUCUCAUGCAAGAUAGGGAAUAACCAAACUUCCCAAAAUGUCAAACCGUAGUCUGUAGUCUUAGCUUUUGAUUCUUAAGAUUUAUUUGGUGCCUGGCUACUCUAGAGUUAACAACAUGAUAUGAGAGUAAACCAUGGACCUGUGAACCCACUCUCACUAUAAUGUAAACAGUCAGAGCUUGGCAGUAGUCACAUUUAUAGCUACAUGACAUUAUGGCCCUGAGUGUGGUGUAUUUAUAUCCAUGUGCACAUAAACUGUAGAUGUGGUUGUACAAAGAUUAUAAGACAAUUAAAACUGAUCUUGACUUGGCAAGGUGGGUCUCACAUUGACGAAUUAAUGUACUACAGUGCAAAAAGUUUUUAUUUGUCUUUGACCUGCCCUGGUUUACUGUUAAUACCAGAGCUUCUUUUUGCUGUUGGUUCUGUUUCAUGAUGGCGGAAGAAUUACGGAAACGGGACUAACUUUUCAUUAUUUUGUUGGUACUGUAUCUUAUAUGUGCAGAUUGGUCAUCACUUCAAUCUGAAGCUGCAGCUGAGCAGACAAAUAUGACAUAAUGUUCGCAAAUCAGGACAGUGUGAUUAGAAGCAAGUUUGCUGGUAUAAACCAUCCAUAAUGUGUCUUACAGAUUAGUUGAAACAAAUAUUUGUGUACAUUUUUUCUGUUAAUAGGGAUCAUUUAAAGGGGUGUGUUGAUUUCCAUGUCAACUGAGAGAUGGAGCACUGUUGAAUUAUUAAAUGAACAUCUCAUCUGACAAA
Messenger RNA from Scatophagus argus, 4986 nucleotides. RefSeq names its product transmembrane protein 42. NCBI's taxonomy places the organism in Eukaryota, Metazoa, Chordata, Actinopteri, Scatophagidae. Bases 169 to 636 code for a protein of 155 amino acids. The record is from RefSeq and is a predicted model, not a curated record. The transcript has 3 exons.